AGAACCCAAGAGGUUACGUGUGUCAAAAUGGAGAAAAAUUGAAGAAUCUACGAAAACAGAAACGCCUCCCAAAUUUCACAAUGUUACUGGUUUUAGAACAGCUUAGGAUAAAUCCACCAUGACCUGAACAAUGUUAGAUAUAGCAGUGCUGGCUGGGAUUUGUCUGAGCUUUGCCUCAGUCCUGCUUGUCUUUGGAUGUAUUUGCCAGCUGUUCAAAAAGUCAUCUCAUGAAUUUUCAACUUUUGAAAAUGAUGUUGAGGCAGGCCAUGGCCAGGGAUUGUCCAUAUUUUCUACCCAGAAUGCAGUUGCCGAGACUUCAGAGGUCAGUCAGGUUACAUUUGAGCCGUUGCCAGAUAUACUCGCCAAAACUGUGUCAGCUACAGCACUUCGGCCAAGAAUCUCAAGCAUUGAAAAAGAACAGCAAAGGAUCUCUGCUAAACACAUCACAGUGUACAGACCAUUUCCUCGCAGCAAUCUUCUGUAUGUGAAAGAGAUUGGUAUAGGUUGGUUUGGUCAGGUGUUACUUGGAGAUGCCGAGAAAAUUAAUGUCAAUUCUAAAAAGACUAGAGUGGUUGUCAAACUACUGAAGGAUGAUGCUACAAGUUCUGAACAACAGCUGUUCUUAGAGGAAGUUGCUGCUUAUAGGGAAAUUGAGCAUCCAAAUGUGCUUCAACUCCUUGGCCAGUGUACAGAGUCAGCACCAUUCCUAGUCAUCCUGGAGCAAGCACCAUUUGGAGAUGUAAAGUCGUACUUGAAGAGAUGUCUUCCAGAACGAGAAUCAUUUAUAAAGCGGGGUAUGCCCCUGAGGUUUAUCAUAGACAUGGCCUCCGGACUGGCCUCUCUACACAGACAUGACUACCUACACCAUGAUUUUUCCUGUCGUAACUGUUUGGUCAUGUCUGAUCUGUCAGUGAAGGUUGGGGACUAUGGAGUGGCAGAAGAUCACUAUAGGGAGGAUUAUUAUGACACAGGACAGAAUCUGCUUCCCAUCCGCUGGAUGGCACCGGACACCCUGGAAUUACAGGACCUCAUCUGGCAAGUUACACAGUUCUCCAGGGAAUCCAAUAUAUGGUCAUUUGGAGUUGCAAUAUGGGAAGUUUUAGAAUUUGGAGAGAAGCCUUACCAUUUCAUGUCAGAUGAAGAAGUUUUACAGAAGGUCAUCAAACUGAAAGUGGUGGGUCUUACCACAGCCCCGUCAGAGGACCAGAAAGAUUUGUCUGACCUUAUUCCUAUUUGUUGUGCUGGAGAGCCUCCAAGUUUAGAGGACAUUCACUCACGUCUGCUUGAGAUUCAAAAAAACAGACAAGAUCAUCGUGCCAGUCUGGAGAGUGAAUUUGACUCAAAAUGGGAGCAGGCCCCCACAAAAGUGGAGCCAAAGGUUGUAAAUGUUCAAAAAGACAUUCCUCCUGAGCCUUCAGAAGCCAAAGAUGUCCAGAAUAUGGCAGCUAGUCCCAAAUCACAUUCAUCUCUGUCAUCACCUUCCAUUGUUAAUGUUAUAGCAGACGUUCACCUUCCACCAAAAGAUCAUUUGAUGAAAACAGAUCUUCAUUCAGCUGAGUCAGAUUCUUCAAAUAUACCCAUAGUUAGUGAAAGUACAUGUGUAUCUAAACCUGUGAGUGCAGUUACUCGUCCUGUAAAUGUGCCAUUGAAAACUGAAGAAGUGGAGGAUGUCAUAAUGAAUGGCCAUGUGGUCGAGGAAAUGGAGAAGCCCUCUGAUGCCAAUUCUGUUCAAACAAUUUCUAAUGAGAGAAUGAAAGAGGUGGAAAAGCCUCCUGUGAAACAAAUGCCUACAGAUAAUAGUGUAAAUGUAGAAGAAUCUUUUGAUAUUUUGGGGGGAAAUUGUGAUAUUCAAGUAGAAAGUAUGACAAAUUUUCAAUCUCCCCUGCCAACACUUAACUCCCCUCUCAAAAUAAGGAGUUCUGAUUAUUUAACAAGUACCCCGGUAGAAAAAAAGGAAAUGUCUGAUGAAGUCCUACAUUCAGAAGAUCCAGAAAUCCAAAUGGAAGAGAAUCAGGAAAUUGAAGUGGAGAUGAGGAAGAAAGUGUGUGAUGGAAGUGAAAGUCCCACUGGAAGGGGAAGGAAACCUGUAAAAGCCAUGAUACCCAGAGCAUUAUCUGAUGAGAUGGAGGAUGAUGAGAGUAUAGGACGUUACUCUGCUGCUGACAUAGAUAAAGCUUUAGACUUUAUGAAUGAGAGUGAGGGUAAGGAUAGUGUUCUAGAGGCCCAAAACGAGAGGGAUUCCGUGAGUUCUGCCAUUGAGGAUGACAUCGAUGAGGAGGAAGAUAAACUGAAGUUGCUCAGAAUGACAAUUGCUAGUGCUCUGGGGCAAAAGGAAGAUGAAUCUCAGGUUGAUGAGGGUGGUCAUAGCAGUGACACAGAAAACCCAUUCAUGGAUGAUUUAGAUAUUGCUAAGGAAAUCUACAGGUCAAAAGGGACAACUAUUCCUCCUACAAAUCAUACAACAUCGAGGACCUUAAAUACAAUUCCAGAGGAUGGCAUUCCUGUAGAAGACAAUUUGGUAGAGACUGCCAGCAAUGCCAAUACAAAUUCCACAAAAUCCAGUCCCAUAAAAAAAGCUUUAAAAUUUAAUCCCUUUGAUGAGUCCAUUUUUUCGAAUUCAGCACAAGACACUUUCGAGUGGGAUGAUUACAUAGGAGAUGAGCUUGUGGGGAAAGUGAAUGAUGAUGACUUCCAGGAUUCCCCAAGGCAGUCCAUGGAGUUUCCCGAUUGGACUUUAGAAAUGGAUGCUUCAUCCAGUUCUGGAAAUGAAUCAUUAAAUCAUUCCAAACCAGGAAGUGAGGCUUCCGACAGUCGUCCUGGAAGUCGAGCUAGCAAUCAUUUGUCAACCUCUGAAUCAGAGGACUCUGAUGAGGACCAAGACAUUGAUCUCAGCACUAGUACUCUACAAAACACGGUCAGAGAGGAGGACAGUACCUUAGUAGCAGAUGACCAAGUCGUGCCUCAGCUGUCAGAGGAUAUGCAUGACUGCACAACUAUUCCAGAGAAAAAUUCCACAGAGAAUUCAGAGGAAUUAGGAGAGGAAGAGGUCAAAGGUCAAUUGCAAUCUGAAGCAACUUCUAGCAUUCCUGUUUUAGAGAGCCAAGGGGCUGACAUAGAAAAACAAAAGCUUUAGAUUCUAAAAGUUAUAUUAAAGGAAAUCUGUCGAGUAUUUGUAGAUAUUUACCUGUGGAUUUCCUCAUGAACAAAAAAAUUACUUUCAUGUAAAAUGAAAGAGAUUUAGACUUUGAAGUCACAUUUACUAAUGGGCGAAUUUUUUUUACAGCUGUCACAAAUUAAAUAUUAUUUGACCUGUAUGUAAAGAUGGAUUCGGAACAUCUUAUUUUAAUUAGAUCAGUAUAGAUGUGGUAUUUAUAAAUAUUCAUGAUGCUAGCCAGAAUACAGAGUUCCACUUUAUUAUUUAUUUAAGAUUUUUUGCUUAAAAUGUACUUAUCAUGUUAUUUUUUAAGCCUAAAACUGAGAUUUUAUUUUAUAUAUUUCUAAGAUAAAGGAACUUUACUAGCAAAUUUAAUUUGAUUAUGUGACAGAAAGACUUGUGGAAAUUAUAUUCAAUGGUGUAGGUCUGGAAAAAAAAACACAGGUGGUGCUGCCAUUUAAGCGAAAGUGUUUUUAUAAAGUGCUUAACUAUGAUACCUGUGAAAAAAGGAGAUUAUGGUAUUGCAUUUUUUUAAGUGCUGCAUUAUUGAGAGUUGGCAGUUUGAAGUAUUUUCUUGUGUAAUAUAUACAUAUAUCAACAAAUAAUUUUUUAAUCUUUGUUAUUGCUAACUUAAAUUUGUAUGUAUGAUUAUACCUCUGUGCAAUAAUUAUUUUCUUAUCUACUCUAGUCUGUGUAGAAUUUGGGCUUAGGAUAUCAAUAA
Molecule: messenger RNA, 3875 nt
Organism: Saccostrea echinata
Lineage: Eukaryota; Metazoa; Mollusca; Bivalvia; Ostreida; Ostreidae
Product: serine/threonine-protein kinase LMTK2-like
Exons: 12
Coding region: 131-3133 (1000 amino acids)
Biological process (GO): protein phosphorylation
Molecular function (GO): protein kinase activity; ATP binding
Source: RefSeq, a predicted model, not a curated record